CGGGAGCUCCCGCCCGCCCCGGCGCAGCAGCCAGCUCGGCGCUGGCUGGCGGCGGCAGGCAGCUAGCCAUGGUGGGGCUCAAGGAGGAGCUGCUCAAGGCCAUCUGGCACGCCUUCACCGCGCUCGACCUGGACCGCAGCGGCAAGGUCUCCAAGUCCCAGCUCAAGGUCCUUUCUCACAACUUGUGCACGGUGCUCAAUGUUCCCCAUGACCCAGUGGCCUUGGAAGAGCAUUUUAGAGAUGACGAUGAAGGACCUGUUUCCAAUCAAGGUUACAUGCCUUAUUUAAACAAAUUCAUCUUGGAAAAGGUUCAAGGAAACUUUGACAAAGUUGAGUUCAACAGGAUGUGCUGGACUUUGUGUGCCAGAAAGAACCCUGCUAAAAGUCCUUUAGUUAUUAGUGAGGAUGAGGCAUUUAAAGUGUGGGUUAUCUUCAAUUUUUUAUCUGAGGACAAAUAUCCAUUAAUCAUUGUGCCUGAAGAGAUUGAAUACUUGCUUAAAAAACUCACUGAAGCAAUGGGGGCAGGUUGGCAGCAAGAGCAGUUUGACCAUUACAAGAUCAGUCUCAACACCAGUCAAGAAGGUCUUUCUGUAUGGGAACUGAUUGAUCUUAUUGGAAGUGGACAGUUCAGCAAAGGGAUGGACAAACAGACAGUAUCAAUGGCAAUUAACGAGGUCUUUAAUGAGCUUAUAUUAGAUGUAUUGAAACAGGGCUAUAUGUUGAAAAAAGGCCACAGAAGGAAAAAUUGGACAGAGCGUUGGUUUGUACUAAAACCCAAUAUUAUUUCAUAUUAUAUGAGUGAAGAUUUAAAAGACAAGAAGGGAGACAUCAUAUUGGACGACAAUUGUUGUGUAGAGUCCUUGCCUGACAAAGAUGGAAAGAAAUGCCUGUUUCUUAUAAAAUGUUUAGACAAAACUUUUGAAAUCAGUGCUUCUGACAAAAAGAAGAAGCAGGAGUGGAUUCAGGCCAUUCAGACCACUGUAAACCUGCUGAGGGUGGGGAGCCCUCCACCUCACAAAGAAGCACGGCAGAAGCGGAAAGAGUUGCGUGAGAAACUUCUGGCUGAGCAAGAGGAAUUGGAGCGGCAAAUGAAAGAACUCCAAAUCGCCAAUGAAAACAAACAGCAGGAGCUGGAGAGAGUGAGAAAGCAACUUGAAGAAGCAGCUGCUCGGGCUGCAGAAGAGGAGAAGAAACGUCUUCAGACUCAAAUGGAAUUGCAGGACCGAUUCAGUUCAGAACUUGAGCGAGAGAAAAUGGUAAGACAGCAAAUGGAAGAGAAGGUUGCUCAGAAAUCAUCUGAACUGGAACAGUAUUUGCAGAGAGUGCGUGAACUGGAAGAAAUGUAUAAACAGCUACAGGAAGCAUUGGAAGAUGAGAAACAGGCACGUCAAGAUGAAGAGACUGUAAGGAAGCUUCAAGCCAGGUUAUUGGAGGAAGAGUCAAGAAAAAGAGCUGAACUGGAAAAAUGGCACUUACAGCAGCAACAAACCAUUCAGAUGACAGAAGCGGAGAAGCAAGAGCUAGAGAACCAGAGGAUCAUCAAGGAACGUGCUCUUCAAGUUGCUAUGCAACAACUGGAACAGUUGGAACUGGAAAGGAAGCAGGCACUUGAGCAAUAUGAGGGAGUUAAAAAGAAGUUGGAAAUGGCAGCCAACAACACCAAGAGCUGGAAAGAUAAAGUAGCUCAUCAUGAGGGAUUGAUUCGAUUAAUAGAACCAGGUUCUAAGAAUCCUCACUUAAUCACAAACUGGGGACCAGCAGCCUUCACUGAAGCUGAACUUGAACAAAGAGAAAAGAGCUGGAAGGGGAAAAAGGUCACUUCUGAAUAAUCAAGGGAGUUGGAAUGUCUCCCAUGAACAGCAAUAAAGCAUAUUUGAUCAUUUUGUUUUAUACUUAAAAUGUUUUCUACUUCUGUAGUGGUGUAGCAUGUUCAAAGCUACAUGUUGGACCUUUCUAGGAAGCAAGUAUUUUCUGUCUGCUACAUUAUGUAUAUCUAUUCAGGGCCCAGUUACAAUACUAUCCCCAUUAACUGUUGUCAUCUCCUUGAACACAGCUUCCAGAAACUUAUCUAUUUAUACAAAGAACUUUUCUGUUCUUUAAACUACAGAUAUUUUUAUUAAAAUUUUAGUUAUGUAAAUCAGACAUUGUGGCAUAAGGUUAAUAGGUUAUUCUAUGAACAAUCUAACAGCCUUUGACAGGGCAAAUACCAUGGCUUCAAUUUGCAGGAUUUCUAAGGGAAGGAAGUAGUGUUUUGCUUAUCUGUAAUUGUCCAGACAAUGCAGCUUUAAGCCCAGGCUUGAUAAAAUUCUCAGGCUACUGCCCUGACUCUGAACAUGACUUUAUUUCACUUCCUAUCCAUCUUCUGCACCUGCAGCCACGUGUGUGCAGUGAAAAGUGGUAUGAAUGUGGAAAAUGCUAAAGAACUUUGCAGCUAGAUUUCAUUUAACUUUUUAAGAGAUGGGAUAAAAUCUUCAAAUCCUUACUGGGUACCUUUUAAAAAGUCAGGUUAUGACUCGCAGAGAACCUGCAGGCUUGGUUUAGAAACCAGGUGAUGGCUCAUGUUUAUGCAGAUUAGAUGAUUGUCAUAUCCCAUCUAGCCCUGUGGUUUACGGGAAUUAUUAGUACAGCACAGCUGUCUGGUUUUUCACAUAAAACCUGGAUUCUGGGGAUGGGAAUAAUCAACAAAUAAUAGAGUAAAGUGAAUUUCCCAUUUGAUUUCCACCCCCACUUUAAUUAUAGAAUUCAAGAUUCAUAAUGAAAACUUCACCCAACUUUGUUUUGAUCACUUAGUAUUGAAGCCUUCAAAAACUUACUCUGUGGCGUGACUUACAAAUACAAAUACAGCAUUAGCAUUUCUAAUAAUCUACAAAAAAUUCCGAACAAAUCUAGUGCCCACUGUCUGAAAGGUGUCUGUACAGGAAAGUCAAUUUAUUUCUAAUUUUCCUUGGGAAACAUAAUGUGUAACUUCUACUUUGUAAGUAGUUCUUCCACACAAGGGAAAGAAGUCAGUCUGUUGCCACGUACUCACGUUAUACAAAUUUCUGGGGAAACAAGCCACUUAGCGAACAGCAGCUACACAUUUGUCAAGUGGUCUUUCAUGUGCACCAAAUUAUCUUAUAGCUUCUGUUUUUCAUCACCUAAAUAUUUCAUAGUUGGUAGGGUUGGAAGGGACCUGAGCAGGUGAUCAAGUCUGACCCCCUGCCAUGGCAGGAAAAAGUACUGGGGUCAAAUGACCCCAGCAAGGUGUUCAUCUAACCUCCUCUUAAAGACCCCCAGGGUAGGAGCCAGCACCACUUCACUUGGAAGUUGGUUCCAGAUCCUAGCCGCCCUGACAGUGAAGUAGCGCCUCCUGAUGUCUAGUCUGAAUCUACCCUCUGCCAGCUUGCGAACGUUAUUUCUAGUCACUCCUGGUAGCGCUCGGGGGAACAGGGACUCCCCCAAUGCCUGCUGAUCCCCCCUGACUAGUUUGUAACAGGUCACUAGAUCCCCCCUCAGCCUUCUCUUGUGGAGGCUGAACAGGUUCAGGUCCCUUAGUCUUUCCUCGUAGGGCCUGCCCUGCUGCCCCUGAUCAUGUGGGUGGCCCUCCUCUGGACCACAUCCCUCCUGAAGUGCAGUGCCCAGAACUGGACGCAGAACUCCAACUGCGGCCUGACCAGUGCUGCAUAGAAGGGGAGGAUCACCGCCUUGGACCUGCUUGAGAUGCACCUCUGGAUGCAUGACAAGGUGCGGUUAACCUUCCUGACCACGUCCCCAUGCUGUCGGCCCAUGUUCAUUGUGGCAUCAAUAAUGAUUCCAAGAUCCUUUUCUGCCUCUGCACUGACAAGAAGGGAGUUCCCCAGCCUGUAGGUAUGCUGCUGGUUCUUCCUCCCCAGGUGCAUGUUAUUUGUAAGCUUUUUAUAAAACAAAUGUUUGGAGGUUUAUAACAAGCAGAGCAGCUAUGUAUGGAGUAGUGGUACUGUAUGAUUGUUAUGCUAAGAUAUUACAAGAGUAGAAAGUACUUUGGGAAACAGAAAGGGUCUGUAGAACUAGAACUUAUUAUAUUAUUUGCUUAUUACCUGAGACUCAAACACUUAAUACACAGUCAUAGUUUUAUACUAAUAGAAGUCUUUCUAAUGUUUCAGUCUACUGACAUACAUGUGAGUGGUAACAAAUUCCAGAAUCUUGCAUUGUAAUUACUGUACAGGGAAAAAUUCCUUUAGUUUGUUACUAAGCCCUUUUUAUUAAUUGACCUUGGACUUUACUUGUUUACAGAGAAAAAUGUGAAAAAUCAUACUAGAAAUACUAAUGUAACUAUACAUUGUUAAAUUAUGGUAAAGGAGAUGGAACAGUAUCUAUAACUUCCAAAUACUUUUUGCAUGGACAGCAUAAUGUGCAUUGGGCUAAACUACUUUAAUUUUUUGCUAACAGUUUUUUUUUUUUAAGGAAACACCAAAUGAUGCACAUUUUUUGUAUUUUUUACUGUUCUUUAGAAUUGGCUAUUUAAUAAAGUAAUGCAAAAAAGUCAUUUCUGUACAAGCA
Messenger RNA from Alligator mississippiensis (American alligator), 4518 nucleotides. RefSeq names its product switching B cell complex subunit SWAP70 (gene SWAP70). The coding region runs from base 69 to 1829 and encodes 586 amino acids. The transcript has 12 exons. Lineage: Eukaryota; Metazoa; Chordata; Crocodylia; Alligatoridae. Gene Ontology annotation, cellular component: cytoplasm; nucleus. The record is from RefSeq and is a predicted model, not a curated record.